AUGUCCAAUUUUGGACAGGCCUUCCAGAAUGCUGGAUUCGACCCCUCCAUCCUCUAUCAGCUUCCGAACAACGGUGGCAACGUCAAUCCGGCGGCCCUCAGCGGCAUGACCGGUGGCGUUGACCAGAGCCAGCAGCAGCAGGGCAUGCAGGGCUUCAACCUCAGCAACGCCGCCAUCUCCAACGCGCUCGGCGGCAACACGAACAAUGUCGGCGGUGCCGCGGCCGGUGGCGGGGGCGCACUACCCACCAACUGGUUGAAUUCUUUCAACUCGCUCCAGUCUCAUGCCAGCCAACAACUCGACCAGCGAGCGCGGCAACAGCAAGCGAUGGGGCAGCAGCAGCAAAAUCCGGGCCAGACGCCCAACCUCAUGGGCUCGGCGCCGUCGCAGUUUGACCUCGCAGUCCGUGCGGGCGUGACAAAUGCGGGGGGCCAGACACCGAAUCCGGCCGUCCUUGCUCAGCAGAUCCAGCACGCCCAGCAGCAAUUGCAGCAGCAGCGAUUCCAGCAGGCUCAGCAGCAGCAGGUUCAGCAGCAGAUCCGGCCAGACGUCCAGCCUCAGCAGCCGAUGCAGCAGCAGAACGCGACCCAGCUUCAGCAGAACGCGGCGCAGAAGGCUGCCGAGGCCCUUUUCAACGCAAAGGACGUCAGUGGCUUGCCCCCGCAAACAAUCAACCAGUACGCCGCUUUGAUCCAGAAGGGAGGCAUGAGCACUCCGGAAAUGAGGGCUGCGAUGCAGCGAUUGCAGCAGGUCCAGGCUGCGCAGCAGGCCGCCAACAAGAAUGCCGCGGGAGGUUCGGGCCUCGGCGGUGUCGACCCGAACAACAACAACGCGCCGUUGAUGACAACGAACCCUCUGCAGCCACAGGCCCAGGUGCCCGGCUUACCUCAGUCCGCACAGACGUUGACUGAGGCUCAGCGCCGGGAACUCUUCGCCAACCGCAUCAAACAGAGCGGCCUGACUCAGGCCCAGCUUCUUGCUCUCGCUCAGCAGCAGCGGGCCGCGCAGGCGCAGGGACAGCGGUUAAGUGCCGGUAGCCUCGCUCAGCUCCAGCAGGCCGGCCUCUUCGGCUUGAACGGCAACCAGCCUCUGCCGCCGCAUCUGCAGCAGCACCUGAUCAACCAGCUCAAGCAGUCGCAGAUGGGCAACCAAAACCAGCAGCAGCAGCAACCCCAGCAGCAGCAGCCUGGUCAGCCCCAGCAGCCUCAGCAGCCCGGUCAACAGCAGCAGCCGCAACAGCCCCAGCAGCCGCAACAGCCUCAGCAACAGCAGCCUCAACAGCCCCAGCAGCAGGUUCCUCAGCAGCAGACGCCGCAACAGCAGCCUCAGCAACUGCAGCAGCCGCCUCAGCCUCAACAGCAGCAACCGCAGCAGCAGACUCCGCAACAGCAGCCUCAGCAGCUCCAGCAGCAGCCGCAGCAGGUGCCGAACAUGCAGAACCAGGGGAUGCCGAACAUGGGACAGAGCGUCCCGAUGGCGAAUCAGCUGUCGCAGAACGCCCAGCAGCCGGGCGCUGGUGGAGUAGGGGGCGCCGGCGGACCGUGGAACAUGCAGCAGACCGCUCCGACGCAGAACUUCCCCCCGGAGGAAGACUGGCUCCGCGUCCUGCGAAGCCUGCAUCAGCGCCCCGAUCUGCAGUAUCCGCUCGUCAAUGGCAAGCCGGUCAACCUCUACCGGUUGUUCGCUUACGUCUUCGCGUACGGAGGUUACCGCAAGUUUGACAGCCAGCCGAUCGACAAGCUGUGGACCACCGCCGCUCAGGCAAUCGGCUUCCUCCCGUCGAACCAGCCUGGUGCCGAUCCUAGCACGAUCGCGCGGCAGAUCUCGGAGGUGUACCACCAGUUCUUGAGCCGCCUGGAGGAGCUCUGGAUGCAGAACCUGCAGGCCGGGCAGCGCAACCAGCAGCAGCAGCAACAACAACAGCAGAACCCGGGUGUUCAGCAGAACGCCGUGCGCCCCCAGGGUCUCAUGCCGCAGCAGAACCCCGGCCAGCAGUCGACCCCUCAGCAGCCUCCGCAGCAGCUGCCGCAGCAGCAGCAGCAGCCUCAGCAGCCUCAACAGCCCCAGCAACCGCAACAGCAGCAGCAGCCCCAGCAGCAGCAGCAAAUGAACGUCCCGCCCAACCCUCAGCAACCGGGUCAGAUCCGUCCUAACAUGACCAACGGCUUGACGCAGGAGUUCAUGAACGCGGUUGCGCAGAACCAGGGCAUGACUCUCACCGAGGAGCAGCAGCGCAUCAUGCGGGCACGCGUUGCGCACGCCCAGAGCAUGCAGCAGCAGGCCCAGCAGAACCAGCAGAACCAACAGAACCAGCAAAAUCAGCAGAAUCAGCAGCAGCAGAACCAGCAGAACCAGCCGACGCCGCAGAAUCAGCAGAACCAGCCGACACCGCAAAACCAGCAGCAGCCGACUCCGCAGAACCAACAGCCGACGCCGCAGCAGAACCAGCCUCCACAGCCGAACCCGCACCCUGUUAGCUUCCAGGAAGUUGUCGCGAACCUUCGACACAAGGAGGCUCAGCUCGAGGCUGCGUUCCUGAACACGCGCAAGCAGACUGUUCAGAUCCCGCCAGAGCAGCAGGCCGAGUACCGUUCCGUUCUCGAGAGCGUUGUGCGCCUCGCUACUGAGGCCAAGCAGAGGAGCCCGCUGUUCAGUGUAGUCGCUCAGACCGCUGAGGACCGAACACGCUGCCACGGCCUCGUUCAGCUCACUGCCAUCUGCUCCGCCGCCGUCAACAAGACGAAGAGCAACCAGCCUUGCUUGACGCUCAAGGAGCUCGAGGGCGUCCGCAAUCGCCUCAAGCUUGUCAUUGACGAGGCUUCCGUGCACCUGCAGCAGGCGAUGACCGACCCGAACAUCCGCAAGCGGAUGCAGUCCCUCACCAACCACAACCAGACCGAGGCGAUGCGAGCUGCCGCGGCUGCUGCGAACCAGCAGAACCAGGCUGCUCAGCAGGCCGCGCAGCAGCAGGCUCAGCAGCAGCAACAGGCUCAGCAGCAGCAGCAGCAGCAGCAACAGCAGGCCCAGCAGCAGCAGCAGCAGCAGAUGAACGCCGCUGCCGCGAUCGCUGCCAGCAACAACAACGCCGCCAACAACAAUGCUCCGGCAUCGACGAGCGCCAGCGCCAACGCCAACACGCCUCAGCAGGCUGCUCACGCUCUGAGCCCCGAGAUGCUCAACAACCUCAUCAAGCGUCCGUUAAAGCAGGAGGACCUUAAGCCCCCGCCACUUCCCAAGAGCCGGAAGGGCAAGGUCUCGGAGUCCCCGAAACCGGCGCCCGCGGACGAGAAGACGCCGCGAACACCAGCGGCUGCUACCACUCCCCAGGCCGAGGCGUCGACGCCAUCAACCGCAGCUCCUAAGCGACCGGCGAAGCGUAAGAGCUCCGUCGCUCAGACCCCAAAGUCGGCCAAGCGAGCAAAGGCCGACGACGAUGCCCAGAGUGAGAAGGCGCCGACGCCAGCAGCCCCGACUGCUCCCACUCCUCAAAAUGUGGAGUCGGCCCCGACACCCGGCAGCACCUCUGGAGCGACUCCGGCGGCGGCUGGUUUCUCGGGUAACGCCAUCAACGUGUCCCGUGCGACGCACGCGGACUACUUUGCGCAGCAGCAGAAGGGAGCUCAGCAGGAGCGCGAGCAGAACGCUGCUUUCUUCGCUCAGCGCCAGGCUGUCGGUGCAUUCGACGGGGACGUGAACGCUGCCCUCAACAUGUGGACGUCUGCACAGAUGAUGCCGCCACAGGGCCCCGCCCCCCCACCUGCUCUCGGCGACGGACCCGGUGGCGUCACGUUGAUGGCGCAGACGGACGAUGCGCUUGCGGACCAGUCUUGGCAUGAUUUUAUAAACGAACAAAAUUUUGACCCAGAUGAGCCGACACCGUUGCUGACGCGGUGUCGGUCUCUGGACACCGACCCCGAGUGCAGCCCCCGCGACGGCGACAUCCUUGGUCGCUCGCCGCUGACGGCGAUGCACGCCCAUGCAGUCGGCAUGCACCCUGGCGCCUUCGACCCGAACGACAAGUUUGCCACGCGGCGGAUCCCUCUGAUGAGCCCGUCGGCGCAGCUGUACAACGGCAUGCUCUUCGUCAACACUGAGGUCGAGCACCCUGGUGCGAUGGAGCCUUUCCUCUGA
Molecule: messenger RNA, 4131 nt
Organism: Trichosporon asahii var. asahii CBS 2479
Lineage: Eukaryota; Fungi; Basidiomycota; Tremellomycetes; Trichosporonales; Trichosporonaceae
Exons: 4
Coding region: 1-4131 (1376 amino acids)
Molecular function (GO): DNA binding
Source: RefSeq, a predicted model, not a curated record